Molecule: messenger RNA, 8829 nt
Organism: Nyctereutes procyonoides (raccoon dog)
Lineage: Eukaryota; Metazoa; Chordata; Mammalia; Carnivora; Canidae
Gene: DYNC1LI1
Product: dynein cytoplasmic 1 light intermediate chain 1
Exons: 13
Coding region: 104-1678 (524 amino acids)
Biological process (GO): microtubule cytoskeleton organization; microtubule-based movement
Cellular component (GO): centrosome; cytoplasmic dynein complex
Molecular function (GO): dynein heavy chain binding
Source: RefSeq, a predicted model, not a curated record
CUCCAUAUCCGGGUUCCCGCCGCUGCCGCCGCCGCCGUGCAGCCGCCGCCGCCGCCGCCGAGCUCAUUCAGCUUUGCCGGGAGUGGUGUGAUUCCCGACCAAGAUGGCGGCCGUGGGGCGAGUCGGCUCCUUCGGUUCCUCACCGCCGGGAUUAGCCUCGACUUACGCGGGGGGCCCUUUGGCCAACGACCUCGCCUCGGGCAACGGCGGCGCCGCCGCGGGCGACGACGAGGACGGGCAGAACCUUUGGUCCUGCAUCCUCAGCGAGGUCUCCACCCGCUCGCGCUCCAAGCUCCCCGCGGGGAAGAACGUGCUGCUGCUGGGUGAAGAUGGAGCUGGAAAAACAAGCUUAAUAAGAAAAAUUCAGGGAAUAGAAGAGUACAAGAAAGGAAGAGGGUUGGAAUAUUUGUAUUUAAAUGUUCAUGAUGAAGACAGGGAUGAUCAAACAAGAUGUAAUGUAUGGAUCUUAGAUGGAGACUUGUAUCACAAGGGCCUCCUUAAAUUUUCACUGGAUGCCAUUUCUCUGAAGGACACUCUAGUUAUGCUGGUUGUGGAUAUGUCAAAGCCUUGGACUGCUUUGGAUUCUCUACAGAAAUGGGCAAGUGUUGUUAGAGAACAUAUUGACAAAUUGAAAAUUCCUCCUGAAGAAAUGAAAGAAAUGGAACAAAAGUUGAUUAGAGACUUCCAAGAAUAUGUAGAGCCCGGAGAAGAUUUUCCAGCCUCUCCUCAGAGAAGAAAUACUGGGUCACAGGAAGACAAAGACGACAGUGUGGUUUUACCCCUGGGUGCGGAUACACUUACACAUAACUUGGGCAUCCCAGUACUAGUAGUUUGCACAAAGUGUGAUGCCAUUAGUGUAUUGGAAAAAGAACAUGACUACAGAGAUGAGCAUUUUGAUUUUAUUCAGUCACAUAUCCGGAAGUUUUGUUUACAAUAUGGUGCAGCGCUUAUUUACACUUCAGUAAAAGAAAAUAAAAAUAUAGAUUUAGUAUAUAAAUAUAUUGUUCAGAAACUGUAUGGAUUUCCCUAUAAAAUUCCUGCUGUUGUUGUGGAAAAAGAUGCAGUAUUUAUUCCAGCAGGGUGGGAUAAUGAUAAGAAAAUAGGAAUAUUACAUGAAAAUUUUCAAACAUUAAAAGCAGAAGAUAAUUUUGAAGACAUUAUAACUAAACCACCUGUCCGAAAGUUUGUGCAUGAGAAGGAAAUUGUGGCAGAAGAUGACCAGGUGUUUCUUAUGAAGCUACAGUCCCUUUUAGCAAAGCAACCACCAACUGCAGCUGGAAGGCCUGUGGAUGCCUCACCAAGAGUCCCAGGAGGCUCCCCUCGAACACCAAACCGAUCUGUGUCAUCCAAUGUUGCCAGCGUGUCACCCAUCCCUGCUGGGUCCAAAAAAAUUGAUCCAAACAUGAAAGCUGGAGCUACAAGUGAAGGUGUCCUGGCAAAUUUCUUCAAUAGUUUGCUGAGUAAAAAGACUGGUUCUCCCGGAGGCCCUGGGGUUGGCAGUGGUAGCCCUGGAGGUGGAGCUGGAAGUGGAAGCAGUGGUUUACCACCAUCCGCCAAAAAAUCAGGCCAGAAGCCUGUCCUAUCAGAUGUUCAUGCAGAACUAGACAGAAUUGCACGCAAACCGGUUACAGUUUCUCCUACAACACCUACAUCUCCUACGGAAGGAGAAGCUUCUUGAAGAUACCAAAUAAAGCCAUUUAUUCAGUUUUCUGGGAUAAUGUAAACUUGCCUCUGCCUUCUCCUUCAAAAGUGGAAUUAGGGAACUGGAGUGCUUUUUCAGAUGGACUAAAUUUAUUUCUUUUUUCUUUCUUUCUUUCUUUUUUUUUUUUUUUUUUUGUGUGUGUGUGGUUGCCCAUUUUUAUAAAAGGAAGCUAUACAGAAGAAAAAUUAUUCUACACUAUGUAGGAUUGCUGUUUGCAUUGCCACUUUGCAUAAGGAAAUAAUUUUGGAUUUUGAAAAACUCAGAAUUUAUAGAUCUGAAAUACAGCCGUGUGAUCAUACUUUAAAGGCUAUUUAAAACAUAGGAGGGUUUAGGAAAGGGCAGAAAAUAAUAUGCUUUGGGCAUUUGACUGACUUGGAAGUCCAAGCAUACUUUAGUUAAGACUAUUAAAAUAAUUUGAAAAUUUAUGUAUUAGUUUUGCUGGAAAGGAGAAAAUGACCAAUUGUCAAAUUUUCCACACCAGUGUAAACAACCACCACACAUGGGAUAUGCUGAGAAAACUAUCAGAUAGCGUUUUAUACACUAGUCAUUGUCUCACCCAUGAUCCUGUAAGUUGUCAUCAAAAUAUGAUUUUGAAAUAUUGGCCAAGAUUCAUUUCUUUAACUGAGAAGAAAAGAAAGCACACUGCCUAAAUGCAUAAAAGAAAAAUGCAGAGGUUAUUAAAAUGUAAAGAGGUAACAGUCUUUGGAUUUGUCUAUCUAUAUCUGUAUUAAUAUAUAGAUAUAGAUAUAUAUAUGGCUCUGCCUUAAUAUACCCCUUUUUUGUUUGUGACUUUCAACUGUAAUCAGUUAAUAAAGUAUUUAUUCUCUGCAUUCAGGUUCAAAUAACUUGUUGCAUUCUCUUAUACAUAAUUUGUAUUUAUCAGACAAUGAAUAUAAGAUUCAUUAGUAUUUUGAGGUGUUUGACGUAAUAGGAUUAUUAAGCAUUCUGAUCUUUGUGAGAGACAAGUGAAUACGUGGUAUUCACUAUCCUGUAAGUUUCCUUAAGUUGGAAGUUUACCGUGAUCAGCACAUCUUCCCCACAAGCAUGUCUCAAGCUACAGAAUCAUCAGCAUUUCUAGUAGAUAAAAAGGUAGCCUUUUAUCAUUAUUGGGCAGAAGCUGUUUUAAAAGCUUGGCAAAUGCACUGACACAUAUGUCCUCUCUUACAGGUGAGAACACCUGUUAGUAGUUAAACCUGAUUUUUCAAUACUGUUUUUAAAUGCUUGUUUUAGAAACUUCAUAAGAACAGUUUGACUUCUUACUGAAGUUCAGCUAGAGAACACAUGCACAUUUAACUUACAUUACAUUUAACUUAUCAUUACAGAUAAUGGGAAAAAAUGGCCACUGCCCUUUACAUUGGCCUUUGUUAUUACUUUAUAUAUUCCAAAGAUUUUUUUUUUCAGCAAAAUGUUUGAGGACAAUACCUCUACUAUCUAACGUAAUCCUUUCAUUAAAAUUUUAAAAUCUUUACUUUUGAAUAGCAUUUGGCUCCUAAUAGUUGAAUAUAAAUGCUAAAAAUACAUGAGAGGGUAAUAAUUUGUUUCAGGGUGGGAAAAACUUAGGCUGUUCAUGGGCAUGGAAAAAUUAAUUUGUAAAAACAUUUUGAGGAAAUAUGAAAAAUGCCACUGAUAGAAUCUUUAGUCUGGAAAGGGUUCUGCAGUCAUGGUGGUGUAAAGACCAAUUUUUAUAAAGUAGUACAUGAUGAAGUAAGCAAGACUAAUGAAAGAAAGAAAAAUCUCUGACUGUACAUCAUGGUAUACUUUGAUAUGUCUGCUGUGUUUGCAUGUCUAGGCUAACUCGUUCUUUUCUGUAUGACAUUGGAGAUGUACUAGAAAAUCCUUGGAAUUGAGUCAUUAGCUGAAAUAAUUGUAAUCGUUCAGUUUAUAGGGUAUUCGGUUUUAAAACCUUGUGUUACCAUGUUUAAAUCUUAAACUGAUUUUUGUCCCUAUUUUUUGCAAGGAAAUUUGUUUUUAAACUAUUUAAAACUUUUUUGUUUUUAGGCACUUGUUAUUGAAGUAUACAAUAGAGAAAAGUAUACAGAUAUCAGGUUAUAUGGAUUGAAAUACCAACUAAUCACUAAGAUCAAGGACAUUACUGGCAUCCCAUAUGCUUCCUAUGUGCCCCUUAUCAGCACCUCUACCCACCAAAGGAUCACAGUCCCCACUUCUACAACCAUAGAUAAGUUUUAUUUAUUUUUAAGCUUUAUAUACAUGGGAUCUUAGAGUUUAUGUUCUUUUUUGUGCAAGGCCUCUUUCAGUAUUAGUUCUGUGACACAUCAACAAAUGCAUGUAGCAGUAAUUAUCCAUUCUCAUUGCACCAUAAUAUUCCAUCCUGCAAAUACAUUAUAAUUUAUCCAUUAUCCUAUUGAUGGAUGUAUAUUAGAUUCCUCUUGCUGCUGUAACAAAGUUACCACAAUUUAGUGGCUUAAAACAAUACAAAUUUGUUAUCUUACUAUCUGGCGGGCAGAAGUCCAAAAUCAGUCUUACUGGACAGAAAUUAAGGUGUCAGCAGUGCUGAUUUCUUUUGGAGGCUCCAAGGAGCAUCUAUUUCCUUCCUUUCCAGCUUCUAGAGGCUGCUUGGAUUCUUUAGGUUCUCGGUCCCUUCUCCAUCGUCAAGGCCAACAGCAUAGCAUCUUCAACUGGGUGCUUCCAUCUCAUUGUCUCUCACGCUGAACCUGCUGCCUCCCUUGUGUCAGCAUCCAUGUGAUUAAGUUGGGCUCACCUGAGCAAUCCAAUGUAAGCUCCCUCAACACUUCACUCUCCUUACUAACAUGAUUUCUGAAGAGAAAUUGAGUCUAAUUCUAAUCUUUGCUCCUCUAUGGGCAUUUUUUCCCCUUUUGGCUUAUUUCAAGAUUUUGUAUCUUUGAUUUUAAUGCAGUUUGAUAUAUUAUGCCUAGGUGCAGUUUUGGGAUUUAUCCUUCUUAGUGUUCUGUGAACUUUCUGGAUCUGUGGUUUAGUGUCUUGACUAAUUUGGGGGAAAUUCUCAGUCAUUGCUUCAAAUAUUUUUGCUGUUCCUUUCUUCUGGUACUUUCAUUAUAUAUAUGUUACAUCUCUAUAGUUUUAGGAUAUUCUAUUCCUUGCCCUACCCCCCGACCUUUUUUCUCUUUGCUUUUUAGUUGGAAAUUUCUAUUUAUAUAUGUUGUCACUCAGAGAUUCUUUCUUCAACCAUGUUCUGUCAACUAGCCCAUAAAAAGUAUUCUUCAUUUCUGUUAGUUUCUUUUUUAUUUUAAUUCUAGCGUUUUUUAUUUUAACUCUAGGGUUCUUAGAAUUUCUCUCUGUUUAUAUUAUCCAUCUGUUCUUGCACAUUGCCUACUUUUUCUGUUAGAUCCCUUAAUAUAUUAAUCAUAGUUGCUUUAAAUUCAUAGCUGGAUAACUCAUUUUUGCCAUAUCUGAAUUCAAUUCUGAUGUUUGCUCUGUCUCUUCACAGUACUUUUUGCCUAUUUCUAUGCUUUGUAAUUUUCUGUUGAUAGCUGGACAUGAUAAAAAGAACUCCAGUGAAUAAACUGUUAGUAAUGUGGUGGGAGAGUGUUAGGGGGAGGGGAAGCAUUCUGUAGUUCUGUGAUUAGGUCUCAGUGAGCCUGUGCUCCUGGGCUGUGAACUUCACCGUGCUUCUCAUACUCCCAUCUUCACCCCCAAGCCCCUUUUCUGGUGGGACAGGAUGGCUACAUGCAGAACACCAGGAGAUUUUUCUCUAAUUUUCCCUUUGAGAUCCUGGAGAGUAAAACUCAAAAAAGUGUAGGGAACCCCCUAUGACUGGGGGAUUUCUAACAGACUUACCUACUCAGUCUCCAGCAACUUGUCAGUUACAAUUCAGGCUUUCCUACCCCAGUACUGUCUCCCUCAUAUUUCUGCUUGGGAGUUUCUAGUUAAGCAAGUUGUUAUUCUAUGUCCACUUGCAAAUCUCCCACCUGGGGAUAGGGCUUGGCCCUGGGACUUCACUUCUCUGACAAAUCUAAAAAGAGUUGUUGAUUUUUCAGUUCAGCCUUUUGUUAGGAUGGAGAGAUGACUUCCAAACUCCUUGCUUGCUUUCUUGGAAACUGGAAAUCUGAUUCCCCCCUCUCAGAAUCCUAAGCAUAUCUGCAAAGUCCCUUUGCCAAAUAAGGUAACAUUCACAGGUUCAAGGGAUUAGGAUAUGGACAUCUUUGUAGGAUCAUCAUGAAACCUAGCAGCUUUCAGCUUUUCAAUUGCUCUUACAAAUUGUGCUGUUAGCACUCUCAAAUGCGUGUGGUGACAAAUAUGUUCUAAUUUCUAUUGAGUAUGUAUGUAGAUAUGGAUUGCUGGGUCCAUGACUAUGUGUAUAUUAGAUAAAGUAGUAGAUAAAGCCAAACAGUUUUUCCAAAAUGGUUAUAAGAAUUUCCCUUUCUGAGAGAAGAUAUAUCUAAUAAGAGUCUAGUGUCCGGGUUAUAUAAAUAAUUCUUAAUUCAAAACAAGUAACCUAAUGUUAAAAUGGCCAAAGGAUUUGAAUAGACAUUUCUCCAAAAAAGAUAUACAUUCUCAUUAGCAGUUGGGGAAAUGCAAACCAAAACCACUUCACAGCCAAAAUUAAAAAUGAGUGUUGGCAAAGAUAUGGAGAAAUUAGAAUCCCCAUACUUCGCUGGUGGGAAUGUAAAAUGUAAACUGGUAACCACUUUCAGGAACAAUGUGGUGGUUCCUCAUAAGAGUAAGCAUGUAGUUACCAUAUGACCCAGCAAUGCCACCCCUAGAUAAAUACCCACUGAAUGAGAACAUCCGUCCUCACAGAAACUUGUAUACAAAUGGCUGUAGCAGCAUUAUUCAUAAUAGCAAAAAGAUGUAAACCCAAACACCUACCAACAAAUGGAUAAACAAAAUGUGGCAUAUCCUACAAUGGAAUAUGUUAAGUUAUAAAAAGGAAUGAAGUAUUGAUACAUGCUACAACAUGGAUAAACCUUGAAAACAUUGUUAAAUGAAAGAAGCCAGUCACAAAGUCAUGCUAUAGGAUUCCAUUUAUACAAAAUGUCCAGAAUGAGCAAAUUCAUUGAGACAGUAGAUUAGUAGUUUGUCUUUAAUUUUAGACAUGCUGGCAGGUAUACAGUAGGAUCGCCUAGUGGUUUUAAUUGUAUUUCCUUGAUAACUAACAAAGUGAAGCAUGUUUCAUGUUUAUUGGCCAUACAGAUACUCUCUUUUAUAAAGUACCCAUUUAAGAAUCUUAGAAGUCUUGACCUUUUUAUUUUCUUUUUCUUUUGGGGGGAGAGAGGGUGGGAGGAAGGUAAAGGGGAAACUGACUUUUUCUUAACUGACUUAUUCUUUAUGUAUUCAGGAUGCUAGUCUUUGUCAGAUGUGUAUUGUAAAUAUCUCUCAUUUGGUGGUUUGCCUUUUCACUCUCUUACUGGGAUCUUUUGAUGAAUAGGAGUUACUGAUUUUAAUGUUCCAUUUGUCAGCUUUUCUUUAUGGUUUUUGCUUUUAUGACCUGUUUUAAAUCUUUUGCUGCCCUCAAGAUGAUGAUAUUCUAUGAUUUUUUUUUCUAAAAGAUUUAUUGUUUUAGUUUUCUACAUUCCUGGGAUUUAUUUCUAUGCAUGCUGUGAAGUAGGGGGCAAGAUUUUUUUUUUUUUAAUGUAGGUAUUCAGUUAAUUCAGUACCAUUGUUGGGAGAAUCAUCCUUCUUCACUGCGGUGCCCCCUUGGUCAUGUUUCGUCCAUUUGCAUAUACUUAUGUUUCUGGACUUUCUACUUUCUUCUAUUUGCCGGUUUGCCUAUAUUGUACCAAUACUACAGUCUCAAUUUCUGUCCUUUAGCUAGUAAACAAGUCCUCCAGUAUUGUUUUUCCUUAAGAUUGUUUUGAUUCUUGACUCUACAUUUCCAUAGAAACUUUAGAAUUAACUGUUCCACUCACACACACACACACACACACACAUCACCCUGCAUUUUGAUUGAGAUUGCAUUGAAUUUAUAGAUCAAUUUGGAGUUCGCGGUCAUCUUUUAAAAAUUUUUUUUAAUUUUUAUUUAUUUAUGAUAGUCACACAGAGAGAGAGAGAGAGGCAGAGACACAGGCAGAGGGAGAAGCAGGCUCCAUGCACCAGGAGCCUGAUGUGGGAUUCGAUCCCGGGUCUCCAGGAUCGGGCCCUGGGCCAAAAGCAGGCGCCAAACCGCUGCGCCACCCAGGGAUCCCCGUUUGCAGUCAUCUUUAAGACAUCUUCCAAACUAUACACAGGAAUAUUCUUCCACUUACAUAGAUUUUCUUUAGUUUCUCCUAGCAGUAUUUUUAUUUUUCAAUGUAUUAUCUUGCACCUCUUGUUGAUAGAUUCUUAAAUCUUAAAUCAGUGAAUUAUUUUACACUAUCAUAAAUGGCAUCCUUUUAAAAUUUCAUUUUAUUUGUUGCUGGUGUAAAAAAAUACAGCUUUAUCAUAUUAUCCAGAAACCUUAUUCAAAUCCCUUUAUUAAUGUAAUAGGUCAUGUGUAAUUUAUUAUCUUUUUUUUACAUGUCAUCUGCAAAUAGUUUUAUUUCCUCCUUUUUAAUGUUGUCUUGCUUUCUGACACUUGUACACAAGUAUAGAAUACUAUAGAACCAAUGAGAGGAAGCAUCUUUAUCUUGUUCCCCAUCUCAGAGUGAAAGCUUUUAAUAUUCCACUAUUCAGUGUAUUUGCUGCAUGCUUUUUGUAGAUACUCUAUCAAAGAAAGAAAGUUCUCUUCUUUCCUAGUUACUUUAUAUCAUGAGUUUUAUCAUGAAUGAGUGUUAAAUUUUAUAAACUUUUUUCUUUAUUGAGAUAAUCAUUUUCUUUUCUUCUAUUAAUGUUAUCAUUUACAUUACCUUUUAAGAAUAUUAAGCCAACUUUGUAUUCCUGAAAUAAAUCUAACUUGAUGUGUUAGUUUUAUUAUAUUGCUGGAUUUGGUUUGCCAACAUUUUAUUAGGAUUUUGCAUUAUGCACCUGAGAAAGAUUGGCCUGUAAUUUUCAUUUGUCAUCAUAUUUUUGUCAGUAUUUGAUAUCAAGAUUAUGUUGACCUCAUAAAUCAAGUUGGGAAGUAUUCUCUUUUUGUAUUCUUUGUAAAGAGUUUGUGAAAGAUUGGUGUAAAAUCUUGUCAAUUUGUUUCUUUAAAACUAUCAGACAUAAUUUUUUAAGGCCCUUUGUGGAACUUGACAAUAGCCCAAACAGUAAUAAACAUUACAGUUUUCUUA